UUGUUGUUCUCAGCAGCAGGCACAGUACGCCUGUGUGUGACGCAGCUGUACCCAGCCGCCUGCGGGUAACCAAUGAGCGGGGCCGCGCUGGGUGGAGACUGGUUGGUGCUGCUGACUCCGGUUCUUGCCGUUGCUGCUGUGUGUGUAUUGACCUCUCUGCUUCUCAUCGGGCCUUCCCCAGAUCCUAUGGGCGAGUGGGUGAGAGCAGGAGCAGCAUCAUGUCCGCCCCGCUUGUGAGAGCGACUAUCAGGGCGGUCAGCAAAAGGAAGCUUCUGCCGACCCGGGCUGCGCUCACCCUGACACCUCCUGCAGUAAAUAAAAUAAAGCAACUACUAGCCGAUAAGCCGGACCACAUUGGUUUAAAAGUAGCAGUUCGUACGAGGGGCUGCAAUGGUCUGUCCUAUUACCUAGAAUAUGCAAAGUCCAGAGGAGCGUCUGAUGAAGAAGUAGUACAAGACGGAGUGCGCGUGUUCAUAGAGAAGAAAGCACAACUGACCCUUUUAGGAACAGAAAUGGACUAUGUAGAAAAUAAACUUUCCAGCGAGUUUAUUUUUAAUAAUCCAAACAUUAAAGGAACCUGCGGAUGUGGAGAAAGCUUCAAUAUCUGACACACAGUGACUGGCUGCUUUCAUCCUCCCGAAGAACCAUUUUCUAUUGUAAUCUUCCAUUGUAAAGCACUUUUGUCAGAUUCAUAAGCUUUGAGAAAUGUUUGCUAACUUGAUUUGACCUAGUAAAGGUUUAGUUUGUUUUGUGAACAAAAACUCAGCUUCAUGUAGUAUCCUGUCCUUAAAUACUGGACAUGUCAUUAUCUGAAACAGAUUAUUUCUUUCCCAGACCUUUCUUUCUUUUCUUAUUCUUAAUACCACUAUUUCUCCUUUAGCUGUGUUCUGGUGACUGACAGAAGUGAGAAAUAUUGUCAAAUCAGGUUUUGUUGGUAUCGUGUUAAAAAACCUAUAUUGUGACGUUCCAAACAUUCAUCGGUAUGUCUAAAUUAAUUCUGCAUGGAUAUCAUUGAUACUUAUUUCAGUUUCCUGCUCAUUUUAACUAAUUGUAUUGAUAAUUUUCAACAGUUUCAGUGGGAAACCAGAACAGUGCUGCCUGGAAAAAUGCUAUGCUAUUUGCCAGUAGCAAAAUAUCAGCAUGACUUUUACUGUAUGUAAAGGCUAAUUUCCAUAAUGGUAUUAAUUUCUCUUUCCUGUGAAACAAAGUUUUCAUUGUAAUUAUUACAUGGUGACGUGUCACUUUUGCACAGUGAAGGAAAAUAGUUUUUAGGAUCUUGAAACAAAAACUAAAAUUGGAACCAGACUGUCUCUUUUCAUUGUUAACUAAUAAGGUUAGAAGCGUUGAGUCAUUUGUACAUUAUGCUACAUACAGGUGUGUCCUCUUACAUCUUAACUCUAUGCACUACAAGUUGCGUUAUACAUAAUGCGUGAGUGCUGCUUUACGUGGUAGCGCUGAGCAAAUUUUUUUAUUUUUUUGCAGUGAAAAUGUGUCUUAGUUGCAAAGUAAUGCAGUAGGACACACAAGCAGCUUCUGUUUAAAAGGAUAUGCAGCAUGCCUAUAUUCUGUGUGUGACUGCGACUGUAUUUACAUACAAAAUGUUUUCCUGGAAAACACUGUAAUGUGGCAUUUUGGAUGCAGAUACAGCCACUAUCACACACAGAAUAUAGGCAUGCUGCAUAUCAUUUUAACUCGGCAGUAUCUGCUCAUGCAUCCUAUUACAUUGCAUUGCGACUAAGACGAACGAAAUGCAAAAAAAAAAAAACGCUCUGCGCUACAUAGUCAUGGCAUGUCGCGACUUGAAGGGCUGUUUAGCGUGACUACAGCAAGGAUGUAAGAGGACACAUCUGUAGUUGUGGCAUGAAUUGCCAGAGUUUGCCUUAACUUUAUCAUAUCAGUGUUUCCUUUCAUAUUAAUUUAAGGCAAUUGUAUUCUAUCAUUCAAACAGUCUAAAGGAAAUCUUGUAAAUAACUUGUUAUAGAAUGCAGAUUUUUAUAUUCAUGUCUCAAGGAAGCUUUUGUUCACAAAUCAUAAUGUACUCAAUGUCUUGGUCCUUUCAAGAAUGUUUUGAGCAACUCCUAGGGGCAGAUUCAAUCACCUGUGGUGUUUACUGCGCGGAUAAAGUUCCUUGUUUAAUGCUGCUCAGUUUUCCUGUAUUUUCUCCAUGCAGGAAGCCCAUGGGUAACACACAGCAACCCAUGGAUUCUGUGUUAAGUGCAAGAAUCUGUGGAUUCCCUGUGCCCUGCGGCUAAUUGAAUCUGACCCCUAAUCAUUCACUUAUCUUAUGCGCAUUCGUUAUGACACAUGCUAUUUGAUAUGGUAGUACAAAGCAUAUAGCAGUUAACCAUCAGGAAUUGUGAGGUGCCCUAAAUUGCACAUUUCAGUUACUUCAUUUUAUUUACCCUAUGAAAGUUUUGCUAGUAGGUAUAAAGGGUGUAGUAUGUUAUGCCGGCGGCCGGGCUCCCGGCGACCAGCAUACCGGCGCUGGGAGCCCGACUGCCGGCAUACCGACAGUGUGGCGAGCGCAAAUGAGCCCCUUGCGGUCUCGCUGCGCUCGCCACGCUGCAGGUACGGUGGCUAUUUAUUCUCCCUCCAGGGGGGUCGUGGACCCCCACGAGGAGAAUAUCUGUCGGUAUGCCGGGUGUCGGGAUUUCGGCGCUGGUAUACUGUGUGCCGGGAUCCCAACAUUCGGCAACCUGAAGACCACCUGGUAUAAAUUUAUGAGUUGAGGGCAUCCUUGAAUCUGGCAUAAUUCUGCAGCUAGUCUUCACACUGUACUUGCUUACCUGCAGUUUCCCUGCUUGCAAGUGUUCAACAUCAAAAACAAUUCUUUGUGAACAUACGUGUUGUUACAGCCUUGUUUCAGUCCAGAUGAAUCUUGUUUGUAUGAACAAUAACUAAAGUAGUACAUAUUAACAAAUUAAUAUUUUCUUUGCUUUUUUCUGUUAUUUAUCCCAUUACUUAUUUAGAGUGUUUGGUUAAACAAAGAAAAAUUAUAUGAGUAUGUAUUAUAUAACUUUAAUAAUGUUAAGGUGGCACUGAUGAUGUGGUUUUUUUUUCUGUUUUAAGAAAUCCUGAAACGCACAGGUAAAUUCAACAACUUGAAUAUAAGAUAUAAUAUUAAACAUUUACGUUUUAAAAGGCUUGUUUUUAUGUGAAAUAUUUGGUUUAGGAAAUAAACCUUAAGAUAUGCAAUGUAAA
Molecule: messenger RNA, 3201 nt
Organism: Pseudophryne corroboree (corroboree frog)
Lineage: Eukaryota; Metazoa; Chordata; Amphibia; Anura; Myobatrachidae
Gene: ISCA1
Product: iron-sulfur cluster assembly 1
Exons: 4
Coding region: 219-608 (129 amino acids)
Biological process (GO): iron-sulfur cluster assembly
Cellular component (GO): cytoplasm; mitochondrion
Molecular function (GO): 2 iron, 2 sulfur cluster binding
Source: RefSeq, a predicted model, not a curated record